AAAUCGUCCGUGAAGUUUGAGGGGAAUGUUAAAUGCACUUCCGCCCCGCAGGGAGCGUCAGCAAACUUCACCACGUGACCUGGCAGCCUCCGAGGCCCGCAAGUUGGGAGCAGAGGCCGGGGUUCCGCCAUUGCCCCCGGGGCUCGGCAGCGAUGGAUAUCGCGCACCUCAAGAGCGGGAGCUCGGUGCUGAGCAAUGUGGCGGAGGUGGUGGAGCGGAUUCUGACCUUCCUGCCGACAAAGUCGCUGCAGAGGAGCGCCAGGGUAUGCCGACUAUGGAGGAAUUGUGCACGUAGGGUCAUCCGGAUGCAUCAAAGGCUAUCGUGGAUCUCUACAAAAGGCCACGCAUACAUAGAUGAGGAAGAUGGCAAUCAUUUCCUGGUGAAAAAAAUGAUUGUUGACUUGGAGGAGGUUUAUGUGCUGCCAGAAACAGUACUUUACAUGGCUGGCACUGAUACUUUCAGCACACAAAGUAUUAACAGGCGGAAGAAAGAGAGGAGACAUGGGCUGGCAAAGAAAAGCAAGGAUGCAGAAGUGGCAGCAAAACUGGAGAACUUACUGCCUUUUGAGUGCAAAACAGUGGGGGUCAGUUGCCCUGGAAUUGUCUACACUCCUAUGGGAUGUGGCACGCAGAGACCUCUCGAGGUAGAAGAUGGAAUUGCAGGGUUUGCCCUACUCCUGCCCAAAAUCGAUGGAGUGACAGUCAAAUUCUUCCACUUGUCGAACAAAGAUUUGAACAAUAACACAUUUGAUCAAGACAAACUCCAGGAGGCAGGUCUUCAGGAUAACCCUGACCUCCGUGUUGUCCUCCUGUUUGGAUACAACACCUUUAAACCUGCUGCUGCAGAUUUCAUUCAGCGACUCACCAGGCCUUUCAAUGUGAGGAACACUGUUGUGGUGGGGGGCCAUGUUGACCGAGUGUUUUCACCCAGUUCUGAAAGUAUUGAUGUCCGGCACAUGUACGGUUUUGUUGGCCUGUCGUUGAGUGGAAGACCGAUCCAGGCAGCGUCCAUCCUCCUGGACGAGGACGUCGAGACCCCCAAGAGUGCAGAAGCAGCGAUGCAGCGUCUCAAAGCGGCCAACAUCCCCGAGACCAACACAGUGGGAUUCAUGUUCGCCUGCAUCGGACGGGGUCAGAACUACUACUCCAACAAGGAGAACGUAGAAGCGGAUGCUUUCAGGAAGCAGUUUCCAGGCAUUCCAUUAUUCGGGUUUUUCGGUAAUGGUGAAAUCGGCUGUGACCGCAUCGUGACUGAGAUCUUCUCACUGAGGGAGUGUGGCAACUCCUCAGAUUGCGAUGAAUUGCUUCAUGGCUACACAACAGUGAUGGCGCUUAUUCACCUGGGGCCAGUUAAAUAAAAAUUAAAAACCCUUCGAUAAGCUCAACAGGGUGUUAACAGUUGGGCUGACGGUAUACAAAGGUACAUGCCAGUUGUGGGUCAGUCUUCAUUGCUUCGAAAAUAUUUGCACAAAGUGCAGAAAAUUGUUUGAAUAGAUCAAGAAAAAUUUACAGGGGUAGGCCCAUAAAAUGAUUGAGUUAAGUGAUCUACUCAAACAAUCCUCUCAAAUUCCAAGAGAAUAGGGUGAGCAACCAAGCUUUCAGAUGUUGUCAGUUCAAUCGAUUCUGUAGUUUUUGACAGUUUUGAUUUUCAUCUUUAUUACAUUUGAAUGUAGAACUAAUCGUGAAUAAAUACACAGUAUUUCUAGUGAUUUUAUUGUAAUUUUAAAAAAAUUGUGUUCUUUUGUGGUUUAAACCAAAGCAUUAUGCAGGAUCUUAACAGUGUGGCAGGUAAAUCUGGAAAGGGCUUCUUGAUAAUGAUGAAUGCUGACCAGCUUAUCAUCUGGACUGUCCCAAUAAAAUCCUCUGGCUGAGA
Messenger RNA from Carcharodon carcharias (great white shark), 1873 nucleotides. It is a transcript of the gene fbxo22, whose product is annotated as F-box protein 22. Gene Ontology annotation, biological process: regulation of skeletal muscle fiber development; positive regulation of proteasomal ubiquitin-dependent protein catabolic process; protein polyubiquitination. NCBI's taxonomy places the organism in Eukaryota, Metazoa, Chordata, Chondrichthyes, Lamniformes, Lamnidae. The transcript is spliced from 8 exons. The coding region runs from base 33 to 1358 and encodes 441 amino acids. Gene Ontology annotation, molecular function: protein binding. The record is from RefSeq and is a predicted model, not a curated record.